CCAAUCUUCUCGCGGUUACAUUAUGGACGGUGACUACGUUGGAAGAAGGAGUUUAUCAGAAGGCUUUUAAAAAAAGUUUCAGUUUCCAGAGUUUAAUACGGAAAAAAUCCAGCUUUAAAAGAAGGUUAGUGGAUAAUAUAUUGUGAUGAAGGUCGUUUUGAGGUCAUAUCCGACAUACGGCGCUGUUUGAACGAAAAUAUCCUCUGUCUGGGUGCGAUAAUUUAUGAAUUGAGUAAUGGUUACGAAGUGUUUCUGUUUCCUACCAUAUAUUUUCAGUUCUGGCUUUCAAGUCCAUGCUUCACAAAGUCACUUGAAGUACUAAACUAGUAAGAAAGCGUCCAAACAUUAUCAAAAUCGAUUAUCAGUCGCUUGCAAUUCGAUUGCCAUGUCGAACUGACAGAAUAACACCCAGCUUUAGCUUUUCGAUGAGCGAGAGCGAAGCAUCUUGGCCAUGGAAAGUUGUUAUUUUAAUUCGUUGCUUUAGCCUUGAAGAGUCGGUUUAAAUCCAUGACAUUUAAAUCAGAAGUUCUACUGCUGUUGUUUGCUAAACUUUCAUUGUUUUAAAUGAUGCAAGGUUCACGAAUUUCCAUUAAAGCCGGAAGUGAAGCGGAAGUUAGGAACUGAACAAAAACACUUUCUCUUUUGAAUGUUGGCGCGUGUGACAAAUUACUUCCUUUUUGUCACCCAAUCUAUGUAAUUAUACACGCACGAGAUGCAAAUUCCAACUCUCUGUGACCAUGAAUGCAUAUAAAAAGUCGGCGUAGAAAAAUUCGUUGAAAUACACAAAAAUUUUCAGGCGAAUCCUGCAUGAAAUCAGGAGCCAUUACUAAGUAAGGGGCUCCUGCGUGAAAUACAUUCAACCAAAAGGGAAUCUGCAAUUGGUUCAUUCACGUUAGCUACGAUGUACUUGAAGGAAAAAUCAUUAUCAAAUCAUAUAUUGGUUAUUUUUGGGGGGGCCGCAUUUUGCACACAUGAAUUGGCAGAACAGUUUCAAGCAGGAAUUGAUCAUUCGUCGGGCUUGUUAUUGAACCAUUUCAACCGGUGUCACCAUACAAGCUUUCAAAUGUUUAAGCAUUUGGUUCUUUUCACUAUUUUAUUUCAGUUAAGGUGAGCUGUCCGUCAGUAUUUUUGUCCUUAUUGUUUAUUAUUUGCAUGUAUUUUCGGCGGUAACGGCUGCCAAAAUACAUUUAUCCAUUUCAUAAUUGUGGUGACUUUUGGUAGAGGGGUGGUGGGGUGGGGCUUAGGGGUUAGCAAGAGAUUAUUAAUUCUUGGGGGUUAGCUAGUUAAGCUGUUGUUUACAUUGCUAUCGAUUCAACCUGAUUUCUGUUUUGAUAUGAAAUAUUUAGGUUUGUGGACGCGGCCUAAUUGGUCGAUAGAUGUGAUCAGAUGUGAGUGUUUAAAAACGGCUGUAACGUUUUAGAUGUGAGCGUCAGUCAGUAAAAUAUUUUUUUAGAGCAAUAGAGAGCUUUCCUCAAAAAUUAUGCAAACGUGGGACGGAUUCGAGGGUUUGUGUAGCUGUCUCGAAAGCUCUCGACCCCCUAAAGUUUAGAUGAGAUUACGUAAACAAGGAAAAAGUCCUAAUCCGUGGUUUACACGUGAAAUUGUGUAGGGAUUCUAAUCAGAGACAGGGCUCCGGGAAUACCAUGGCGGCCAUUCCAUUGUGCAUACCAAACAACUGCAGCUGGGAUGAAACAUCGGGAGCGUUCCAGCGCGACUCGAGUCAGCCCCGCACGGGACUUCAGCCUGUAAACCCGGCACUGCGGAAACUUCGGUCUAUUGGCGGACCAGUGUGCGUCGUGUCGAUAGCCGGGCCAUGCAGGAGGGGAAAAUCGUACAUCCUCAGCAGAGCGUUCGAUCAAGGGGACGUGUUCCCACUGGGGCAUUCGUUUGAUCCGGAGACCAUGGGAAUUUGGCUGUGGGUAGUACCAGAGAAAUACACGGAUGCUCAAGGCAGAGAGUUCACCGUUGUGCUGUUGGAUUCCGAAGGAAUUGAUGCAGUGAGUGCAGAGGGUAUUAAUGAUCACGCCAUAUUUACACUCAGCGUUCUCUUGAGCUCUGUAUUAAUUUACAAUUCUGUUGGCGUUCCCACAAGAACUGAUCUUGAGGGACUUGAGUAUCCUUUUCGACUCUACUACGUAUUAAUCUGCAGCUGAGUGUGCUCUUGUUAUCUCUUGUAUGUGUCUAUCUAUCUUUCAAUUAUAUCUAUCACUCGAUGCCUACGUUCAAUUAAAGCAUGUGCAAUCUCUAAAAGUUACAUUUAGCUUUCUCUUGUAGUCUUUCAUGAUCAUAUGCAUUGGUUAUUCGUGAUGAACAUCUUCCACAAAAUGGUGCAAGUUAUAAAAUGAAAGGAAAUUAAAUGUUUAGAUGCCUCAACGAGUGCUAGUCACAUAAUCAAGAUUUCUCAGCGGAUUCAAGUGGUCUCAGGACAACCUUUAGACAAAGAAGAUUCACAGCACGUGUUUCCUUCUUUUUGUGUGGCUGCUCAGAGAUGUUGUGUUAAGUCUUCCCAAGGGCGUGGAAAACUUAAAAGCGUAUUUCCUUGAAAAGGUAACCAUACCACAAAAGUUCAGAACUUGCCGUUGGUGAAUGGAACGGAACUGUAUUAGUCCGAACUGGUAGAAACAGUUAUGGCCAAAUUUGUUCUGGGGAGGGAAUUUUGAGUGCUGCAUGCUGCAGGCGAUGUUGCAAAUAAUUUCAAAACCCCUUUAAAUUUUAGACUUGCGUUCAGGCGCUUGACUGUUCACAGGACUGUUUAUCUUCUUGUGGAGCGCUUUUCAUCUCAACCGGUACUUACAAUCAAUUUUUUAGGCUUUCACUUGCUCAGACGGG
Pocillopora meandrina is the source of this 2829-nucleotide messenger RNA. Lineage: Eukaryota; Metazoa; Cnidaria; Anthozoa; Scleractinia; Pocilloporidae. The record is from the annotation of a GenBank genome assembly.